AUCAAUACACAGGGUAACAGAGCCAGGAGCUAAAUUUGUGAUUGAAUAUUAAGUAACGUCUUAAGUAUGAUCUUAUUUCAGCACUUAGAAACUGCCUCUUUCAGCUGCUCACCACCGCACUGUCCACACCAUGUCCCAUAGGAAAUUUUCGGCGCCCAGACAUGGGCACAUGGGAUUCCUCCCUCGCAAGCGAAGUAGCAGGCACAGGGGGAAGGUUAAAACCUGGCCGAAGGACGAUGCAAGCAAGCCGGUGCAUCUGACUGCCUUCCUGGGAUACAAGGCCGGGAUGACUCACAUCUUGCGGGAAAUACACAGACCAAGCCAGAAGACGUCAAAGCGAGAAACGGUGGAGGCUGUUACGAUCAUCGAUACCCCGCCAAUGGUAGUUGUCGGGAUCGUCGGAUAUGUGGACACUCCCAGGGGACUGCGUACGUUUAAGACAAUCUUCGCCGAGCACAUUAGCGAUGAAUGCAGGCGCCGAUUCUACAAGAACUGGUACAAGAGCAAGAAGAAAGCUUUCACUAAAUACAGCAAGAAAUGGCAGGAUGAAGUCGGGAAAAAGCAACUGGAGAAAGAUUUUGCAUCCAUGAAGAAAUAUUGCAAGGUCAUCAGAAUCAUUGUCCAUACUCAGAUGAGGCUACUGCCUCUGCGUCAGAAGAAGGCCCAUGUCAUGGAAAUCCAAUUGAAUGGCGGAACCAUUGCAGAGAAAGUGGACUGGGCUCACGAGAAACUGGAAAAACAAAUCUCAGUACAGAAUGUCUUUCAUCAAGAUGAAAAUGUCGACGUGAUUGGCGUCACCAAAGGAAAGGGAUUCAAAGGGGUUACUUCCCGCUGGCACACCAAGAAACUACCGAGGAAGACCCACAAAGGUCUGAGGAAGGUUGCCUGCAUCGGGGCCUGGCAUCCAGCUCGGGUUGGCUACACCAUUGCCCGGGCGGGGCAGAAGGGAUAUUUCCACCGGACUGAGAUCAACAAGAAAAUUUAUCGCAUUGGACAAAGUCUCCAUGUGGAAGAUGGCAAGGUAGUGAAAAACAACGCCUCCACCAAUUAUGACUUGACUAAUAAGAGCAUUACUCCAAUGGGUGGCUUCCCGCACUAUGGAGAGGUGAACAAUGACUUUCUCAUGGUUAAAGGCUGCGUCAUGGGAACGAAAAAGCGCGUCCUGACCCUCAGGAAGUCCCUUCUCGUACACACGAAACGGAGUCAGCUGGAACAAAUCGAGCUCAAGUUCAUUGACACAACUUCGAAAUUUGGCUGCGGGCAUUUCCAGACACCAGAGGAGAAGAGAGCGUUCAUGGGCCCCCUCAAGAAAGAACUGGUACAAACAAAGGCCGGCACUCUGGCUGAUUCUUCAUAGGCACUGGUGUGCAUCUCUGUGUCUGACACUGGGUCGGUGUUAAAGAUAGUAAUAAAUUAGCGCACAACGCUCACUGUC
Amblyraja radiata (thorny skate) is the source of this 1435-nucleotide messenger RNA. Its product is annotated as 60S ribosomal protein L3. NCBI's taxonomy places the organism in Eukaryota, Metazoa, Chordata, Chondrichthyes, Rajiformes, Rajidae. The record is from RefSeq and is a predicted model, not a curated record. Gene Ontology annotation, cellular component: ribosome; cytosolic large ribosomal subunit. Gene Ontology annotation, molecular function: structural constituent of ribosome; RNA binding. The coding region runs from base 131 to 1357 and encodes 408 amino acids. The transcript is spliced from 10 exons. Gene Ontology annotation, biological process: translation.